This is a messenger RNA of Myripristis murdjan (pinecone soldierfish), 3992 nucleotides long. It is a transcript of the gene tox4b, whose product is annotated as TOX high mobility group box family member 4 b. Gene Ontology annotation, cellular component: nucleus. The transcript is spliced from 9 exons. Gene Ontology annotation, molecular function: chromatin DNA binding. The record is from RefSeq and is a predicted model, not a curated record. Lineage: Eukaryota; Metazoa; Chordata; Actinopteri; Holocentriformes; Holocentridae. Bases 638 to 2626 code for a protein of 662 amino acids. Gene Ontology annotation, biological process: regulation of transcription by RNA polymerase II.
AUCCAUGGCUCUGGAUCCACUGAGCAGCCUGGCCCGGGCACCACGAAGGAAAACGGGGACGGUUUGUCUUCCGUCGUCCUGAAACACGAUCAUUUCGCUUGUGGCAGGCUUCCCGAGUAGCGAAUCCCCCCCCCGCCUGUGUGCGUGUUUCCAGCGGCGGUUUGAUGAAGUCCGCCCGGCGUGACCGUUGAUGGUAGCGUUUGAGGACAGAGCGACAGACGGGCGCCAGGCUGGGGCUGGAGUCACGUUAGUACCGCAGCCUUGCGUCAAGCCAGCCCAGCUAGCUAAACUGUAGUCGGACAAGUCAGCAAAGAGGGGUAGCCACGUUAGCUCGGUAGCUAGCCAGCAGACGGGUUAUUUUUGGUACGGUAUGGUGGCGUACAUGCACAUGAGCUAGCUGAACAUCUGUGCGAAAGCUGUCAACUCCAGUCGGCGUCGUCAGUUUCACAAGAGGGAAAGCCUUGACUUGGUGCUUUUCCGUCAUCUUGCUACGGCGGUGUUAGCUGUGCCCCCCUUCCAGAAAAAAAAAAUUGUCAGUCCAGACAAGGGUAAUAGCUUUCUAGGGAAUUUUAUUGCGGGACACUUGUUUUGCAUCGAAGACAUAGCUCAUAUGAGGCUCGUCUAAAGAAAAAAAAAGAUGGACCUGAAUUUUUAUUCGGAUCUGACGGACGGUACCGGGCAGCAUGGCGAUCCAGAGUUCCUGGAUCCGCAGUCAUUCAAUGGAUUUGACUCUGUCAACAAGUUCCCUGGAGGAAGUGACAGCUACCUGACAAUUUCUGGGUCCAGCCAUCCGUUUCUCUCCUCUUCAGAGACGUUCCACACCCCCAGCCUCGGCGAUGAGGAGUUCGAGAUCCCCCCCAUCUCGCUGGACCCCGAUUCGGCUCUCACCGUGUCGGACGUGGUGUCCCACUUCGGCGAGCUGUCGGACACGGGCGCCUCCGACAGCGUGGUGGUUCCCGGGAACGCUGUGGUUGGAGGGGACGACCCCUCCUUCGCUUCCACUUUUGUCAACCCCCCCUCGCAGGGACUGGAGCACCUGAGUCUGGGAGUCAUGAAUCAGUCAGGAGGCAGCGCCCUGUUGAGCUCUUCACUCGGCAUGGAUCUUGGACACCCGAUCGGCUCUCAGUUCAGCAGCUCGUCCCCAAUGACCAUUGACGUUCCAUUGAGUGACAUGGGCCACGGCCUACUAGGGACCAACCAGCUGACUACCAUUGACCAAUCAGAGCUCAGCGCUCAACUUGGCCUGGGUCUAGGCGGUGGGAAUAUAUUACAACGCUCCCAGUCACCGGAGCACCCCCUGUCAGCCACGGCGUCGCCCACCAGCUCUCUGCAGGACGACGACAUGGACGACUUCAGGCGGAGUGUGCUGGUGGAGUCGCCAGUCUCUCUCGCUGUCUCUCCCGGAGUCAUCUCCCUCGACCCCUCUCUGUCCGACUCCCCGGUCCCCACCCCAGCCUCCAGCGCCUCCCCAGCCAUGGGACAGAAAAGUGGAGCGGGAGGAGGUAACAAGAGGGGCAAGAACGGCAAGCCCGUCAAGCCCAGGAAAGACCCCAACGAGCCCCAGAAACCCGUGUCGGCCUACGCCUUGUUCUUCAGGGACACACAGGCAGCUAUUAAGGGACAGAACCCCAACACCACAUUCGGAGAGGUGUCGAAGAUAGUGGCCUCCAUGUGGGACAGCCUGGGGGAGGAGCAGAAACAAGUUUACAAGAGGAAGAAUGAAGCAGCCAAGAAGGAGUACUUGAAAGCGCUGGCAGCCUACAAAGCCAACCAGAUUUCUCAGGCCCCCAUAGAGGUGUUGGACGCCGCCCCGUCGCCCCCAGCUCCCACCAUCACCCCCCCUUCGGCCAGCACCGCCGCCCCUCGCCCCACCCGCUCCCAGCAGUACAACCCCGAGGAGAACACCAUCACCAACAUCUGCGCCUCCAACAUCAUCCUGGACCUGCCGAAGGUUGCCACGCGCUCACUCACCGGCGCCAUCAAGCCCCAAGCGCCGCCCUCCUCCACUCCCCCGGCCCCCGCCAGCGUCCCCAAGAUCAUCAUCAAACAGGCGCCGUCGCCCUCCGUGUCGACCGUGGUGGCGGCGGCGGCGGCGACGGCGGCCUCCUCGCCGCGCCAGCCUCCGCCCCUGCAGCAGAUGCAAAGCACCCCGCCGCCGCCCCGCCUGCAGCAGAUGGUCCACGCCCAGGCCCCUCCGCCCCUGCAAGCCAAGCCGAGGGGCGGGGGUGCAGGCGCCACCACGGCCCCGCCCCCCCUGCAGAUCAAGAUCGUCCCGUCGUCGCUGCAGUCGAAUUCCAACAUGCCCAUCAUGGUGACGUCGGCGGGUGAGACGGCUGCCUCGGUGUCCUCAGACUCCGCUCUGACUGUGGAGGUGGGACAGUCGGCCGCCGAGGUGGCCGAGGUCGAGGAAGGGAUGGAGGUGGAGGUGAACGUGGCUCCGGGGCCGAGCGUGACCCCCACCGCCGCUCCCAACAUCUGCGUGCGUGCCGGUUGCACCAACCCCGCCGUGGAGAGCAAAGACUGGGACAAGGAGUACUGCAGCAACGAGUGUGUCGCCACACACUGCAGGGAUGUGUUCAUGGCCUGGUGCGCCAUCCGAGGGCAGAACUCCGCCACCGUCACAUAGGAAACGGGCCGAUCUGACAGAGGGAGUGCUGCGCAUCGAGGAAAAGGACGGAAGCGAAAAUGAAUUAUGAACGAAUGAAAGUCAGAUCGAGGUCGGAGAGUGUUUUGCAUAUGUGAUCUGUUUCGUCAUGCUCACGCCAGACGGAUGGGGUUUCUCAUCUCAGGCAAAACAACACGACAGUCACAGCAAAGUAUUUGAACGUGAAUACUUUUCUGUGAGCUACAGCUUGUGUUGUAAGAACAUAGCAUAUUUAAAUCACAAAUACUGUUUUACCCCGGUCUGGUAAAAAUGGUAAGAACGAUCAGGACGGACAGACGGACGAAUAUCAAAGACGAAUCUCUGCUUUGCCACUCCAGACUCUAGACCUCAGACGAGCGCCCGAGUGGAAAAUCCUCAUCGUUGAUCUUGAAUUUAAAUUAUGGACUUGAUAAAUAACGAGAACGUUUUGUAUGGACGUUGUGUUUUUAAAUGUUUUGGGAAAGAGAUGGGGAAAAAAACAAAAAACAAAAUGUGUGGGGAAUCAUGAUCUUGCAGAUGUAAUCAAUGCAGUUCAUCCUUUGUGUGCAUGCCCUUCCCCAAGUCAACAAGUGAUUUAUGUUAAAUCAUGCUUCAGUAAUUUAUGGGUGCUUUGUUAUGGAACGGCUGGUGGCAGCGUGGGCUUCCAGAUAGAUCUGUUUAGCCAGCAUAUUUUAUAAAUGACCAGUAAUUUGGCUAAGCACAAAUGAAGUUUUUGUUUUAUUUUAUGUUUUUGGGAAAGGAGGAGUGUAAAACAUUUCAAACAGGGCGGAGAUCCAUCAACACACACCAGCUGAGUGCGUUUAAACCACCUGGAAGCCCUGGAAUAUUUAAAAACUUAAAAGAAAUAGUGCCAGUGGCUGCUGAGAUUCACAUUUCUCCAGCCACUGCAGCCCAAACAAAAUAAAUAUAUGUAUUUAAAAUAAUAAUAAUAAUAAUAAUAAAAUAAACUGCUCUACCCUGUGCUUCACUCCUGCUACACAAGAGCUUUCUUUUUAAAAUACGCCUCAGAUAUCUGCAAGGACAUUAAGUUUGUUUUGUGAGGAGGUUUUGGUGAAAAAUAUUAUUGAGAGAGAGAAAAAAAAAUAGAUAUUGGAAUCAAAUACACACACCAGCUGUGACAACACUACUGAAGGGGAAAGGGAAUAUACAGUUUUAAUUUUUAACAACAGUUUUGGUCACGGGUGACUGAAAGGGGAGAGGAGGUCUCUUUACAAAGCUGUUACCGCUGGGAUUCACAUCUCAGAGGAAAGUUACAGGGGAGUGGACGGAGUGAUGGCUCUGGUUUAUUGUAGAUACAUCCUGGAAAAUGUUUUUAACUGUGAAAUAAAAAAAAUAUUUUAUGUUUUAA